Molecule: messenger RNA, 2238 nt
Organism: Aspergillus fischeri NRRL 181
Lineage: Eukaryota; Fungi; Ascomycota; Eurotiomycetes; Eurotiales; Aspergillaceae
Product: putative transcription initiation factor TFIID subunit
Exons: 5
Coding region: 1-2238 (745 amino acids)
Biological process (GO): transcription initiation at RNA polymerase II promoter
Cellular component (GO): transcription factor TFIID complex
Molecular function (GO): RNA polymerase II general transcription initiation factor activity; protein binding
Source: RefSeq, a predicted model, not a curated record
AUGUCUGCGCCAGGCGGGGCUCCGAGCCCUGCACCUCGAAGUGCAAGCAUCGGCCCCGGUGGUGGUGGUAUGUCUAUGCCUCCCCAGCAGCCCAUGGGAAACACCACUCCAGUGGGAGCACCGACUCCGGGUCCUCCACCUCCACCGCCGAGUGGUGCGAUGUCGCAGCAGAAUCUGAAUCAAAUAGUCAUUGAUUACCUGGCCAAGAAAGGAUACAGCCGUACUGAAGCCAUGCUGCGCAUGGAAUCAGCUAACCAAGAAAUCGAUGGCCGUCCUUUGCCUCCCCUUGGCGAGGAUGCGCGUCCCAAGUAUAGAAUGGGGUUCGAUAUACUGAAAGUCUGGGUUGAAGACAAUCUAGAUCUGUACAAGCCCGAACUUAGGCGUGUUCUGUGGCCGCUCUUUGUCUACUCUUUCCUCAACAUGGUGACAUCCUUUUAUCCUCAAGAGGCCAAGCAGUUCUUUGAUAUAAACAAGAACCUGUUCCUCCCUGAGCACACAGACGAUGUCCGUAAACUGGAGCCCAUCAGUCUUCCUGAGCAUGUUCAGGACAACGCCACGGCCAAACUCUACCGGAAUAACAAGUAUCGCUUAGUACUCAGCAACCCAGCAUUUUCGAACCUUAUGCAGUUUCUCGAAAACAAGUCGAAAGAGGGAGGCUCUGUUAUGUCCGCUAUUCUGAGCAGCUACUGCACAAUCAUUACCAAAGAGCGUGCGUCCGACGAUCGUUUCAGCUUCGCUGCUAUGUUAGGCCAAGCUGGAGCAGGGCAGACAUUUCCCGCUGAAGACGAAGGUAUUCCCGGUCACCAUCCUGGAUCGGCCUACACAGGCGACAAUCCGGCAAUGGCUGGAACAUUACCCCGGCUCCGACUGGGCAAGCUUCCUAUGGAAUCAACGCUUGAGACCGACGUACGAGGCGAAUUAGCAGACGAAGACAUGAAGAACCCUCCGGCACCUGGCCACAACAGUCUUGUGCAGGAGUUUGACCAGAUGAUCAAAAAGGAAGAAGAUGACGAAGCGCCCAGUCGUGCCGAUAUUCCAUACCCUCCCUCGACUGCUCGCGAUGUGGCUCUGGAAGUUCAAAAGGUGAAAGAGAAUCGUGAUCGGUUCAGGAUUGAGGGCCGGACAGGAGGUGUUGGUCCUGCAGUCAGUGUUUGCAUGUUCACAUUCCACAACACUUAUGACGGAAUCAAUUGCCUGGAUUUCUCCGACGAUAAUAUGCUCGUUGCAGCUGGUAUGCAGGAGUCGUAUAUUCGUGUUUGGAGCAUGGAUGGCAAGAAAAUCCAAACGACCUACGACAACGUGGAUGAUGCGCCUCCCUCGAACUCGCGUCGUCUGAUUGGACACUCGGGUCCGGUUUAUGCAGUCGCAUUUGCACCUUCUGCCACACGCUCAGAGGGCGCUGUAGCGCCGACCAACGCCCGUUGGCUGCUCUCUUCGUCUGCAGACAAGACCAUCCGACUCUGGUCUCUUGAUCUAUGGCAAUGCAUGGUCGUCUACAAGGGCCAUGAUCAGCCUGUUUGGGAUCUUCAGUGGGGCCCUUUCGGUCACUACUUUGUUUCCGGCGGACAUGACAAGACAGCUCGUCUCUGGGUUACAGACCAUAUUCGUCAGCAGCGCAUUUUCGUCGGCCAUGACCAGGACGUGGACUGCGUCUGCUUCCACCCGAAUUCCGCCUACGUCUUCACUGGCAGCUCCGACCAUACGGUCCGCAUGUGGGCGGUCACCACCGGUAACGCUGUGCGGAUGUUCACUGGUCACACCGGCAAUAUUACGGCCUUGGCCUGCAGCAGAGACGGCAAACUUCUUGCAUCCGCAGACGAUCAAGGAUCCAUCCUCUUGUGGGAUCUGGCACCCGGAAGGUUGUUGAAGCGCAUGCGCGGUCAUGGAAAAGGAGGAAUCUGGUCCCUUAGCUGGAGCGUUGAGUCGACUGUCCUGGUCUCUGGCGGUGCCGACGGCACUGUCCGCGUGUGGGAUGUCACCGGCCCAGCCCAAGAUCCGUCCCAAGGUCGCGUAGUCGGCGAAGGCGGAGCAGGCACAAAGGUCGAUGCUGGCAACCCCUCAGCCGCUUCCACCCAACCCUCGACCUCGGUUGCUCCGGGAAUGGGCAAGAAGAAAGGAAAGGAUGUCGUUGUCACACCUGACCAGAUCAGCGCCUUCCCGACGAAGAAGAGUCCGGUCUACAAAGUCAAGUUCACCAACAUGAAUCUGAUCAUCGCCGGCGGGGCCUAUCUUCCUUGA